AUGUCUAUCAAGCCCAAUUCAACGGCCCUUGUGGAUCUGGGGUCAUACAAACUCGAGGUUACAAUCCACGGCCCGCCCCGCCGGGCGCACAAUCCGAUUGUCAUCAUCUUACCGGAUGUCGGCAGCAGCGUCAAAGAAUGGAAUGCCGUCACCACGAUUCUCGCAGAUUCCAUGAGCGUCGUAAGCUAUGAGCGGGCAGGAUAUGGACAAAGUGAACCUGUUGCUGCAGACAAACCCAGAUCACCAGCUGCUCUAGCUGAGGAAUUGCAUCUUCUCCUACGAGCUGCCAAGAUCGCGCCGCCUUACAUAAUGAUCUCCCACUCUUAUUCGUCUGCCAUACUGCGAGAAUUCACAAGCUUGAGAAAUUUAGCUCAAUUCAAGGGUUUUGUAUUUGUGGAUGCAAAAUCGGAUCCGACUCUCGAAGCGAGACGAUUGGGCACCGAUACGCUGUAUGGAGACAAUCAUCGCUUAAGCGACACAGCGUGGCAAGCUUUGUUAGACGAAGAGGCUCGUGCGGAACAUCAAGCUGCAGCUGGAAGAGAAAUAGCUGAAUAUCAGGAGAUGUUGAAUGGCGAAGAACACGAAUACGGACGUGUGCCUCUUGUAGUCCUCCAACCGGACGUUGAUGGGGAUGUAGAAUCAGGAAGACUGGACCAGAUGAGGGACGAGGCUUUACUGAGGUUGUCUGAACGUUCGGAGUUGCGGCCUGUGAUGUCUCUUGGGCGAGAAAUUCAAUUUGUAGCACCAGAGAUGGUGGCGCAGGCUGUGGUUUGGAUUUUAAUGCAGUAUAGAUGUUAG
Molecule: messenger RNA, 798 nt
Organism: Fusarium coffeatum
Lineage: Eukaryota; Fungi; Ascomycota; Sordariomycetes; Hypocreales; Nectriaceae
Exons: 1
Coding region: 1-798 (265 amino acids)
Source: RefSeq, a predicted model, not a curated record